Prorocentrum cordatum is the source of this 852-nucleotide messenger RNA. Lineage: Eukaryota; Dinophyceae; Prorocentrales; Prorocentraceae. The record is from the annotation of a GenBank genome assembly.
AUGGGCGACGGGCACCUCGCCUGCAGCUGGCAGGAUGUGGAUUGGCUGUUUCGCCUGGACGCGGGCUGCCACACGGCAAUGCCCUUCUUCCGCGACGUGGGCGCCUCGACGGGCCUAUCAGGCAUCGCCGUGCGCCUGUCGAUGUCCAUGCUGAACCGAGCGCUGGCGGGCAACCUGGAAGCCCUGCGGCACCUGAUGGACCCGGCGCUGCCCGAGGUGCUCGGCGAUUGCACCCGUGCGCCUGCCAAGCUGCAGCGCCUGGAGGACGGCUCGAUAUACGUCGGGGAACAGGGCUUUACGUCCGUUACGGUGCACUACGUCGAGGGCGUCAACACGAUGCGCAUCUCGUCGGCAAGUUUUCGGAUUCAUAAUUCGGACUUGUUCUUUGAUUUCGAGGACGACUGGGAGAAGAUCAAGCUCACCGUCAAUUCACACGCCCUCAAAUUCCCUCAGGAGUGGAGCAACCUCCCCUGGCGGCUCAGCAUUAUGAGCAACUGUUCAAGCAAUGAGCUUCCACGGGUAGUGUCCGUCCACGUUGGGGCGAUGCCCAUCAAGAUCAAGGUUUUCGGAGUUUCAGCAAGUACUGGAUUCGAUAUGGCGGACGUGUUCGCGGAGCGGUUCAGAUACAACUUUGAUCUCACCACAGAGAGUGGGUAUUCGGUUAUGCCUUGCGCGCGAGGCACUGACCUUGAACUGAACAUAUCUGUUAUGCUGGCUCAGGCGGUGCAGGAGCAUGUGGCACCCUUCCUGACCGAGGAAAGCAUCGAGUGGCAAGGUAGGGCGUGGACACUGCCUGGGCUCUUGAACAGGUUCACGGAGAUGGAAGCCUCUGGUCUGCAGCUGCAGUGUUAG